Glycine soja is the source of this 1396-nucleotide messenger RNA. Its product is annotated as GDSL esterase/lipase At2g03980-like. Gene Ontology annotation, molecular function: hydrolase activity, acting on ester bonds. The record is from RefSeq and is a predicted model, not a curated record. The transcript has 5 exons. The coding region runs from base 95 to 1009 and encodes 304 amino acids. Lineage: Eukaryota; Viridiplantae; Streptophyta; Magnoliopsida; Fabales; Fabaceae.
ACACAAUCACUAUAAAGCAGAGAGAAAACCAAGGCUACUGAGUCUAGUUUAUUGCAGUUACUACACCACCUUAGAAUCUCAUACAGUCUCAAAAAUGAAAAGCCAGUAUCUCAUCACCCUUUGUUUUGUGUUAACUUUGCCUUUUCCCCUAUCAUCAACAACGAACUCAUAUGAGUCAUCAUGUCACAAAAAAAAGUUUCCAGCUUUGUAUGUUUUUGGUGAUUCCCUAAUUGAUUGUGGGAAUAACAAUCAUCUUCCGAGCGGUGGAGCAGAUUAUCUUCCUUAUGGUAUAGAUUUUAUGGGUGGCAACACACCAACCGGUCGAGCCACUAAUGGAAAAACCGUGGCUGAUUUUCUUGCUAUGCAUCUAGGACUACCCUUUGUCCAUCCUUACUUGGAUCUUACAAAUCAUCAAAGGAACAAAAUCAGAACAGGCAUUAAUUAUGCCUCUGGUGGGUCUGGCAUUCUUCCCGACACUAACAACGUGACGUCUUUGACGCUUGAUAAGCAAAUUAAGUUCUUCCAUAGGACUGUUAAGCAUAAUUUGCAUAAGAUGUUCAAUGAGAAAGAAAAAAUGGAGAAGCAUUUAUCUGAAUCCUUGUUUUUUGUCUCUACGGGGGUGAAUGAUUACUUCCAUAAUGGGACCUUCCGCGGCAACAAAAACCUUUCUUUAUUCCUGCUUAAUGAAUUCACCCUACGCAUCCAGAGAAUAUAUGAUCUAGGAGCAAGAAAAUUUUUCGUGAACAACAUUCCCCCAGCAGGUUGCUUUCCAUCAAAAGCUAUCCGAGAAAGACCAAGAGGAAAUUGUGAUGAGAAAAUAAACAAAGCUAUCAGCUUUUACAAUAGAAGGUUACCUGAAGUGCUCCAUGAGUUGCAAUCACUGCUUCCUGGCUUCAGCUUUGUACAUGCAGAUCUUUUCGGAUUCUUUAAGGAGCUAAGGGAAACCGGAAAGAGUUAUGGUAAGAAGAAAAGCCAAAUGGCUAAUCAAAGAGCUUUUGAGAGUUUCUGAGAACUUCUCUGCCGAAAAUGUUUUAUAUUUAUGGGAUAGUGGAAACAUGGAAACCUUGCUGCCCUAACACCAUUUAUGGUGAUCUCCAAUGCCAUCCCAACACUGUUCCUUGUCCAAACAGAGACACUCAUCUUUUCUGGGAUGAACACCCCACACAAAUCGUAAACCAAAUAUAUGCAAGGCUUUGCUUCAUUGAGGGGACCAUUUGCAAGUCCUCGGACCUCAAACUAAUCUAGCAAGCCUAUAGUUCUAUAUGUCUUAGUGUGAUUGCUUUAUUGUAAUAAAUUGCGAUCAAAAUCCAAGCUAGAGUAAUUGCUGAUUGAAAUUGUAAGGAGUUACUAUACAUGAAAAACCAUCUUCAAAUUAAUAAAAAGCUUUCAUGUCAAA